Molecule: messenger RNA, 1308 nt
Organism: Cynara cardunculus var. scolymus (artichoke)
Lineage: Eukaryota; Viridiplantae; Streptophyta; Magnoliopsida; Asterales; Asteraceae
Product: protein NETWORKED 4A-like
Exons: 1
Coding region: 1-1308 (435 amino acids)
Cellular component (GO): vacuolar membrane
Molecular function (GO): actin binding
Source: RefSeq, a predicted model, not a curated record
AUGUCGAAUCGUGGAAUGACCAAAAAGUUCUUGAUUUCAGAAAUGGAUCGAAGUGUGAAACGGAUGUUGCAAUUGAUUGAAGAAGAAGGUGAUUCAUUCGCCAAAAAAGCCGAAAUCUAUUACCAGAAGCGACCAUUACUCGUAGCUCAGGUCGAAGAUUUCUACGGGAUGUUCAGAUUAUUAGCUGAACGUAUCGAAAACCCCGCCCCCGGCGACGUAAAACGGACAGUUCCGACGGAUCUCCGCAAGCAAAACUCCGGCGGCAUCUCCGACUUCUGUUCUGAACCACCUUCUAGAAUGCACUCUCCUACGGACAACCGACUCACCCGUCGCUUAUCCGGAACUCGACCCGGUGGGUUCGAUUUCAUCGGAAACAAAGAUGGCGACGAAAAUUGGAUGAUGGAAUCGGAAUCGGAUUCCGAUGAUUCAUCCAUUUUUAAUUAUUCGAGUGCAUCGACGUAUCCCAGUUACAGACGAUUGCGAAGAAGAAUCAACGAAUUGGAAUCUGAGCUUAGAAGGGUUCAGAUCAUACAAGAAGUAAAUGGUGUUGCAUCGUUGCAGGAAGAACUUCGUCUUGUGAAGGAUAAGCUCCGAUCAUCGGAAGAACAGAUCGGAAAACUAAAACUGAAGCUUGCCGAGAAAUACGAAUCGCAACGAUCCAAUGAUAAGGAUUCCAAAACUUCUUCCGUAUGUAACGAUUCCGAUAGGGUUUAUGGUUCCGAUCAAAGCGAAAACAGAGAUGUUUCGAAGCUCGAAGCUCAAAUUUCACGAUAUAAGUCGAGUUUAACGGAACGUGAUCAAGAAAUCUUGAAGCUUCGAAACCAGGUGACGAAUCUGUUGAAAGAACGAGCGUUCAGAAUCAAAGAAUGGGGAUUACAGCAUGAAAUGGGGAUGAAGAGAACCGAAAUCGAAGACGAAAUGGGACUCAAGAAAACCGAAUUGGAAGACGAAAUCGAGGAAUUGAAGAUCGAGAGAGAUGGGUUAGUUGCGAAAGUGAGUGAUUUGGAAGAAGAAAUGAGUUUGAAAGAUGAUCAAAUCGAGCAUAUGCACCAACGUUUGCAGAAACUUCAAUCGCAGUACGAGAAAUCAAGCCGGUCGAUCGAGGAGUUGGGGUGUCGGAGUCGAGAACUCGAGCAGGUGAUCGAAAAACAGCAGGAGAUGAUCGAAGAAGCAGCUGAAGAUAAGCGACAAGCGGUGCGACAGUUGUGUAUUACGCUCGAGCAUUAUCGGAACGCGUAUCAAAUGCUACGACAAGAUCUUAAGGAACAAAGGAAACCGGUUAAGUUUCGGUCUUCCGGGGCCCUUUAG